Pocillopora meandrina is the source of this 2500-nucleotide messenger RNA. The record is from the annotation of a GenBank genome assembly. NCBI's taxonomy places the organism in Eukaryota, Metazoa, Cnidaria, Anthozoa, Scleractinia, Pocilloporidae.
AUGCAUCUGAAGAGUUCUGCUGGACGUCCAAAAGGGAAGUGUAAAGGAGCAGUUGCUUUGACCAAGAAAGACAACAUGGCGGCUGAAGUUCCCCUCACCAACCGCCACGUGGAAAAGCCGGUUACUAGCGGCUAUACUUUCUGUGCGUCGCCUCUGUACGAAUCCAAGCCUCGUCUUUGACACUGGUAAGAUUUAAUUAUACGUAAACGGCCACUUUUCCUUUGUUGUCUCUGGACUUUGCAUGCUUUCCGAAGAAGUGAACUACAGGAACACUAGAUCAAUCUCUUGAUAACAUCGCAAAAAUUGUUUACAUGAAAUGCUCUGAAGUUUGAAGUUUCACCUGUUACAUUUUUAACUAAGUCUUUUGAAAGGACUUUUGAUGUUGAUAGUGGCACACAUUUUGACGAUCGAUCUGAACGAAAGUCCUAUUUCUCGGCCCAAUUGGUGUUUUACAAUCUAACUCGGGAAACAACCAACUCAUCAUCUUGAAAUACGGCGAACUUCUCUGAUAUACCCCCUCUUAAGUGCUAUUUUCAAACUUUUAACUGAUUAAUUAGAUCGUUUCGUGUCUUUCAGCAAUAGUUAGUUAAUUUUCCCCAUUUAUUACUUAAACUUUCAUCGCUAUUUGUUCUUCCGAGAACUUUGCUCUCCUAUUGUGACACCUACCUUUUAACCUGAGAUACAUGGUCAAAGGACAUAUUCAUAUAUGGCAUCUGUAAAUCUCUCAACCAGAAUAGAUAUGGACUUUUUUGCAAGUUAUUGGAUACUUUUAAAUCGAACAUUAAGACCUUUCCUUUCAAACGUUUCUAUAUUUGAUAUGUUAUAUAAUUAUUUUGUUGUUUAUAUUGUUUGAAACUUUGUUGCUUAAGAACUUUCUUCUAUAGAAGUUUUGUGUUGAUAUUAUGUUACUUACUUAUUUAAUGGUUUCAAUUAUUAAAAGAACACUGUUUGGUACUCUGUAGAAAGAAAACCAUACAAGUGAUAUAUUUUAUUAUUGUUAUCAUUAUUUCAUUCUUAACUGUAUAUCAGUUCAUUUUUUCUGUUUUUGUAAAGAGUGAAAUACCAUUUUAACCCAAAAGAGUUUUUAAUAGAAAUUGGGCCAAGUUAGGGGUUAAUGAGGACCAGUGAAUACCUUAUCUCAAGAAAGUUGUGUUAUUAACAGUUCAAAGCUGUAACAUAUCUUUACCUUUCUGUAGGGGUUUAUGACCUUGCUUCCCCAAAAACUGAAGGUGAUCUUCCCAAGACUUCAGUUCUAGAUGAAGGUGACAGCCUUUGGUCUGUUGAUUCUGUUCCAGAUUGGAACAAGGCAAAUCCUGGAGAACUUUUCUUCGACCAAGUGGCUGAACUUGAGAAGCUCAUACCAGGGGAGAGAAGCAAGGGACACUGUUUGGAGGAGUCUUGGAUGGCAGAUGUGGAGUUGCUUAAGAGUGAAGAGACCAUCAACAACUGGACUGGUCCAGAAGAAAAAUUUGGUGGAAUUGACCAACCUGAUAACAUUUAUGUCAGAGCACAGAAUGUUGGCUUGGAAAUUUGUGGCGAAAGGGAGGUGGAAAGCAAAGCUUUCAUUAUGAUUGAGCAACAAACACUUGAGCAUUUAGAUGUGCUGAAUGGGGAGGCAGCAGGAGCACUAUUUGAUGUCUCCCAAGAUUCUCCUUCAUCAGUUGGAAGUUCUUGCGGUGAUGAAGUUUCAGACAAGAGAUUAAGGAACAACCAGGCUUCAAGAAAGUUUCGUCGUGCAAGGAAAGAAAGAAAUAAUUCAUUGUUUGUGAGAGCAUCAAAGUUAGAGCAGGAAAACCAGGCCUUGAAGCUUCAAGUUAAUCAGAUGCUUCAGGAAGUAAUUUCUUUGAGGUCUAUGCUCUCAAAUAAUACUUUUCCCAGUCAAUUUUGACUUUUUUCAAUCAAGAUUUGGUUUCUUAUUUUGUUUAAGUAUACCAACAAUUGUGUAAGAAAAGUUUCAAAGUUGAUCACUUCAUAGUAGUCUUAUUUAAUUACUGUCCCAAGAAAUUUACAUUUAAAGCAUGUUAUGACCACUAGUGUUAGACUGAAAGAAUUGUUUUCAAAAAUUAACAUGCAGCUUUUAACAAAGUUCACUUUUGUAAUCUCAAGACUUAAUAGAUUGUGUGUUUGAUUACUUUUUUAUGUCAUCUGUGCUGCUUAAAAGAUCUAGAAGUAGUACAAUUCUCUGGUGUUGGGUUAAAAUACCCCCUUUAGAACUCGCACACUAUUCUAAAGUAUAUUCUCAAUUAGAUAAUUUUUUUUGUAAGAGUUAGCAAAGAGUUUUGCAAGAGUUAUGCUGUUGUUGUGCAAUGCUUUUGUAGUUUCCACAAUCAGUUCAACUUGUUGAAGUAUAAUUUUGAAGGACUCAUAGGACUGUUUCUGAUUAAAAAGUGUAAAUUUGGUGUUCCAAUGACUACGUAAUAUGAUUUAGACUUAAUGAAUAUUCUUAUGUGGUAGGAUUUCUUUUGUCUAUUAAAAUGUUUAGUCAUGUCAGUAAAGGUGC